Rattus norvegicus (Norway rat) is the source of this 4220-nucleotide messenger RNA. NCBI's taxonomy places the organism in Eukaryota, Metazoa, Chordata, Mammalia, Rodentia, Muridae. The record is from RefSeq and is a predicted model, not a curated record.
CUCCUCCUAGAGCGGCCGCCUUUUCCCGCGCGAGCUACCUCUGUUGCUUUGGCCACCAGCGGGGAAACAUGGCGUCUGCUCUGGAGCAGUUCGUGAACAGUGUCCGACAGCUCUCAGCUCAAGGUGAGGCCUGGGCCGUAGGGCUGGGCCGGUAUGCCCUGGCGCCGGUGCGGAUGUUGGGACCGCCCUUAGCUCUACCUUCUCCUGGACCUGCUCAGGCCUUGGUACUUAGGGUAGGAGCGCACGGUCGUGAGCAGCACUCCUCGUGCUGUCUGGCGCCGUAGUCCCUGCCUUCGUCUUCCCCAGUCUCGGGCCGUGGAGACUUUCCUUCCCCUCCCCCUUUCCCCACCCCCCGCCCCCAUUCGGGCCCCAGCCACCGCUUGACAGUUUGGGGGCGUGACUUCCGCUAGGGACAUUCCGGAGCGUCCAUUGGUCCCUUGGCCGUCACUGGUUUUCGGUGAUUGGUCUAGAGUCCUAUCUGUCCUGGCGGUCUAGCCACCCCCUGACCAGGCCUCUUCAGUGGCUGGAGGGGAAUCUUUUCUAGGCUCCUUGGCUCUAAGGCUUGAGUCUUGGCUGGCCAGCAGCGCACGCUCGGAAUCCUCCACCCCUAUUUUGGUCGUACCGAGCUCCAAGGGAGCUUUCAGUAGUCGGACUCCAUUUCUAGGCCGUACAGUUGUUGCUUUAUUCCCCCCGUUAAUUCACAUACCAUCUGGUUCAUUCAUCUCCUCACUUGGCCAUACAUAAUCUUGAGCCAGGAGAAUGUAAUCUCUCCUUAACAGAGUUAAAGGAAUUGAGUGCAGAAAGCAUGUAAAAAUGCUUUCGACGUCUGGAAAUUCCUUGAAAUUCAUGUCUCCAUUUUCUUUUUAAAGGUUUAUUUAUUUUAUGUGUAGCUGUUUUUUCAGACAGAUCAGAAGAGGGUAUCAGAUCCCAUUACAGAUGGUUGUGAGCCACCAUGUGGUUGCUGGGAUUUGAACUCAGGACCUCUGGAAGAGCAGUCAGUGCUCUUAACCACUGAGCCAUCUCUCCAGCCCUCAUGUCUCCAUUUGUAUGAGGUGUGUCCGGGCAGUUGUCCACCUAACUUUUGUAAGGUUUAAGUGGCGAAAUAAUAAUUCUCAUUUUCCUUGUUAGCGACAGACUUAAGCUCACAGGCCAGGUACAUACCUGUGAGUGUUUUUUUUUUUCCCCCUCACAUAAAUCACUCAUCCAUACCAUACAAGUAGGAUUAGUUAAGAAAGAGUGAACAUAGGAGUGCACUCCUUUAAUUCUGUAACUCAGGAGGCAGAGGCAGGUGGAUAUCAAGGCCAGCCAGCACUACACAAUGAGAUUCUUACUGCUAAAUAAGGUAAUUAAGUGGGACUGGAGAACAGCUCUCAGCAUAGACUGCUUUACAGAGGACCUGAGUUCAGUUCCUAGCAUUGUUAGCGGACACCCAACCACUUGUAACACCAGCUACAAGGGAUCCAAAACCCUUUUCAGUGUCCUUGGGCACCUUCACUUACGUGCACAUACUCACAUACAGAUGCAGACACAAAAUAAAAAUGAGAAUUAAGUAAUACAAACAAAUGGGUUGCUGUUCAGCUGGGAAGAAAAGUGCAUCUACUUUUUGUGAACUGAAAAGGAAUCUGAAUCAUCCUUAAAUAGCAAAGAGAUGCUUCAUAGUGUACACAACACAGUGUCACCACCUGUGUGAAUAAAGAGACCGCAUGCGUGCAUGGGUGAGUGUCCCUAUACGGGUGGGCUGUGGCAUUCGUUGGUAACACUGGGUUGCUUCUGAGAAAAGAGGCUAGCUGGAGUAUAGGAUCUGGAUGGGAGAGGUUUCUGCUUAGUUUUAUAGACAUACUGUCUGGAAUCAAGCACUCACAUUUUUGGAGCUAGGGUCUAACUAUGUAAUCCUGGCUGGCUUGGAAUUUACAGAGACCCACCUGCCUUUGCCUCCUAGCCACGCUAGAACUUUUUUUUUUUUUUUUAACAGUUUGGAGAUUAAUCCGAGGAGUGUUGCUUAGCUGCUCAGUAGAUCCUUACACAUGUAUUUACUUUCAAUUACCUGCUCACUGCUGUCCCUUGUAGUGCAUUGAGGGCACAGAGGAGGGGUUAGUCAGUCGUGGGGGACGGAGUAUGGUGAGGGCAGAGAGAAGGCCUAAGCUAACGAGUGAAGGGAGGUGAGUCAGUGUGAAGACUGUAGAAGCACAGAAGGAGAGCGUGAAAUCUUGGUUUUCUCAGCUUGGUGUCACUGAAGAGUGCGGCUGUGGGAAAAUGGUAAAAGGCAUGGCUAGAAAAAUAGAAACCAGCUAUUAAGUUGGCCGUGAAAAAUGAGCUGGAGUGUUUGGAUUUCUUAAAGCUUUUGGUGUAAUUUGACUGAGUGUGAGUGAUAUGAAAUAGAAUUUGGAAUAAAGGAAUUUGGAAUAGACGGUACACCAAGCAGGCCACACAAGAAGUGAUAACGUCCAUGUUAAGACAUGGGAGGGAAAGGAGUGGAGCUGAGGAACUUAGGCAUAACUCAAGUCCUGCUUGGUUUUGAGAAGGACGGUGAUAGUGAUGUGCAGACUUCUGGCUUUAGAAACUGCAGGUGCUUUCUGGAGACCAAGGGGAUUGGGAGGUCUAGUGUUUCCUCUGACUAGUUUUGAGGCAGUUCCCAUCCUAGUCUUAGAGGAGGACAUAACAAAUCAUCCAAGCGUUUGAGAAGGAAGUCUGGUUAGAGCGCUUUAGUCUGGUGAGCAUCCUAACUUAACGUGAGUGUUGUGUUUUGCAGGGCAGAUGACUCAGCUUUGUGAACUCAUCAACAAGAGUGGAGAACUCCUUGCGAAGAACUUGUCCCACUUGGACACUGUGCUUGGGGCUUUAGAUGUUCAAGAACACUCAUUGGGUGUCCUUGCCGUUCUGUUUGUGAAGUUUUCCAUGCCCAGUGUUCCUGACUUCGAGACACUGUUCUCACAGGUGCAGCUUUUCAUUAGUACUUGUAACGGCGAGCACAUUCGAUACGCAACAGAUACGUUCGCUGGGCUUUGCCAUCAGCUAACAAACGCACUCGUGGAGAGAAAACAGCCCCUUCGAGGAAUUGGCAUCCUUAAGCAAGCCAUAGACAAGAUGCAGAUGAAUACAAACCAGCUGACCUCAGUACACGCCGAUCUCUGCCAGCUCUGUUUACUAGCGAAGUGCUUUAAACCUGCCCUGCCAUAUCUUGAUGUGGAUAUGAUGGAUAUCUGUAAAGAGAAUGGAGCCUAUGAUGCAAAACACUUUCUGUGCUACUACUAUUAUGGAGGGAUGAUCUAUACGGGGCUGAAGAACUUUGAAAGAGCACUGUAUUUUUAUGAGCAGGCCAUAACUACCCCAGCCAUGGCCGUCAGCCAUAUCAUGUUGGAGUCAUAUAAAAAGUAUAUUUUAGUGUCUUUGAUAUUACUUGGGAAAGUACAACAGCUGCCUAAAUACACCUCUCAAAUUGUGGGCAGAUUUAUUAAGCCUCUCAGCAACGCUUACCACGAGUUAGCACAAGUUUAUUCAACCAACAACCCGUCCGAGCUCCGGAACCUGGUGAACAAGCACAGUGAGACCUUCACUCGAGAUAACAACAUGGGCCUGGUGAAGCAGUGCCUGUCGUCUCUUUAUAAGAAGAACAUUCAGAGGCUGACAAAGACCUUUUUAACACUUUCAUUACAAGAUAUGGCAAGUCGCGUGCAGUUAUCUGGACCUCAGGAGGCAGAAAAGUAUGUUCUACACAUGAUAGAAGAUGGAGAAAUUUUUGCAAGUAUUAACCAGAAGGAUGGUAUGGUCAGUUUCCAUGAUAAUCCUGAAAAGUAUAACAACCCAGCCAUGCUUCAUAACAUUGAUCAAGAGAUGCUAAAAUGCAUAGAGCUGGAUGAGCGACUGAAGGCCAUGGACCAGGAGAUCACAGUGAACCCCCAGUUUGUUCAAAAGAGCAUGGGCUCACAAGAAGAUGACUCAGGAAACAAGCCCUCCAGCUACUCUUGAAACUAACUCCCAUCCUGAGGUAACAGCCUUGCCCUGGCAAGUGUGAAGAGGGAGGGCAGCAGGAAGUACCAUGCUGGUCCACGCCGGUUCCUCCUGGACAUUCAGAAAUUCAGUUUUAACAUCUUCAGUUAUAUUGCUUUCAGAAAACCAUUCUCUGCAAAGAAAGAAAAAAAAAUCUACUUUAGAGUCUGUUGUGGAUUUAUUUAUCCUCAGAUUAUUGUUAUUAUUGCAUUAAAGUUACCUUUUUGUUUUAA